Solanum tuberosum (potato) is the source of this 453-nucleotide messenger RNA. RefSeq names its product LOB domain-containing protein 24-like. NCBI's taxonomy places the organism in Eukaryota, Viridiplantae, Streptophyta, Magnoliopsida, Solanales, Solanaceae. The coding region runs from base 1 to 453 and encodes 150 amino acids. The record is from RefSeq and is a predicted model, not a curated record. The transcript has 2 exons.
AUGAAUGUUGAUAUGAUGUUUAUUGCUACAUGUGCAGCGUGCAAGCACCAAAGGAAAAAAUGUGAACCAAAUUGUCAGUUAGCUCCAUAUUUUCCUUCUACUAAAGAUGAAGAUUUUCAAAAUGUUUAUAGACUUUUUGGAGUAAAUAAUACAAUUAAGCAUAUUAAUUCUGUUGCUAAUGAUCAGAGAGCAAAACUUGUUGAAACUCUAAUUUUAGAGGCAAAGAUUAGGAAGGAAAAUCCUGUGCAUGGUUGUCUUGCAAUUGAAAGAAAGUUGAGGGCAGAAAUUGAAGCACUUGAGAAGGAGCUUGAAAUGGAGCGGCUAGCUGAGCCUGAGGUGGGGCUUGAUUGUCCGAAGCUUAACUUGUGUGAGUCCAUUUUCUAUGUUACUCAUCAGUGGCCUUUCCCUUUCCGUUACUUUGGAAGGGAUUCUCCAUUGUACUAUUUUUUGUAA